UGCUUCUCCGUGUAGUUUUAUAAAAUGCCCCAUCCACACAAGAUAAUAUAUGUUUGUAUAAAGAUUUAUUAGCAUCGAAUGAUCUGGUUUUAUUAUUCAAACGUUUUCGUCUUUCACCGAUUGCUUUAUAAUAAACGAAACAGUGUUGUAAAUGUCAGUAACAGAGUAACAGAUCUCGUGAGCGGAGGGGUUUACAUUGUUUAAUUAAAUCCCGAGUACGUAAAAGGCCGAGAGUUGGUAGAAUUAGAUAGAAAAAUAACUGUGUUCCAUCCGUUAAUCAACACUACAAUGAAUUUAAUCGUAGCCGUUUGUUUGAUUUUAAAUUUGUUUUUCGAAAAUGGAAAGGGUCAUUCCUACAAUCUUGGCGACUGUCCUGCUGUAGAGCCGAUGCAAGAUUUUGAUAUGAAUCGAAUGUUAGGAAUAUGGUAUGCAGUGCAAAAAACUUCGACCGCAAGUAGUUGUGUAAUAUAUAAUUUUACAAGAACAAACGAACCAUACGAGUACGAUCUUGAACAGUAUUCGCAACACUUUGCUAUAGGAUUAACACCAUUGAAACACGAGUACAAAUACACGGGGAAAUUACAUGUGCCCGAUAAGGCAGUUCCUGCAAAAAUGUUUGCCAAAUUUCCUCUCAAUUUUCUCGGAAGCGCCAGCUAUGUCGUUUUUGCCACCGAUUACGACACUUUUGCCGGUAUAUUUACAUGCCAAAAACUCGCCUUUGCGCGCAGAGAAUCCGCCACCAUUCUAUCAAGAAGACGUACAUUAGACAAAAUGUACAUCGACAAGAUUCGUUCAAAAUUGUCAAGUUAUGGUGUAGAUCCUUUCGAAUUAUCUCCGAUUUCUCAAGAAAACUGCCCCAAGAAUCUCACAGAAGGUGUCAAUAUUAACAUCGAUGAUGACACAUUUUCAGCGCAUUCGAUAGCCAACACUUUCAGAAAAGCAGGAGAAAAAAUCGGCGACGGUUUCGAAUACGUGGCCAACGGAGCUAAGAAGGUUUUCGGCAAAGGGUCCAACAAUUCAGGAGAGAAAGAAGAUUUUAUAAACCAGAAUGUUCAAAAUUACCCUAUGACUCCCAACCCACAUGCUGAAUGGUUACCAUAAUAAUUUAUUCAUUAUAAAUAAAAUUAAAUUGAGUGUAAUAUAUAACAACAAUUGUGUACGUAACGUUUUUUUUUUUCAAUGAUGUAGUAGACGAUACGUUAACGAUGAGAUAGAACUUUACUAAUUAUAGAGGCGUAGAGAGACUCAAGUGUCUGUACCAAUUUUAUUCAAUAAACUAUAGUUUUCAG
This is a messenger RNA of Agrilus planipennis (emerald ash borer), 1289 nucleotides long. Its product is annotated as apolipoprotein D. The record is from RefSeq and is a predicted model, not a curated record. Gene Ontology annotation, biological process: tissue regeneration; lipid transport; brain development. Gene Ontology annotation, molecular function: lipid binding. Bases 289 to 1101 code for a protein of 270 amino acids. The transcript is spliced from 5 exons. Lineage: Eukaryota; Metazoa; Arthropoda; Insecta; Coleoptera; Buprestidae.